Hydractinia symbiolongicarpus is the source of this 2003-nucleotide messenger RNA. RefSeq lists its product as uncharacterized. Gene Ontology annotation, molecular function: chitin binding. Gene Ontology annotation, cellular component: extracellular region. The record is from RefSeq and is a predicted model, not a curated record. The transcript is spliced from 12 exons. Lineage: Eukaryota; Metazoa; Cnidaria; Hydrozoa; Anthoathecata; Hydractiniidae. The coding region runs from base 1 to 1884 and encodes 627 amino acids.
AUGUAUGUAGCCAUUUUUCAUACCGAAAAGCACCAAAACACAGCCGAGUUAAUUGAGCGUAUAACUUUUCAUUUUGUUGGGAGAUGUGUGUUGGCUAUCACAGUUGAGAAAAAAGUGACAUUAAAUUUUAAUGACGUCAUUUCGCCGCACGUCAGCAUUGCUAUGUUCAGUUUGCUGUUAAUUAUACUCCAGACAUGGAUUCAAGUGUUCAAGCCAUUUUCAAUAUGGCGGCGUUUAAACUAUAGAGAUGAUGUGCGAAUAGCUGAGGAAACAAUAACAUGCUGCAUAUUUGAUACACAUUGUGUACUACCACACGUCUUUAUGCAAGUAGUCAAUGGUCCUUCCGGUUUUUCUGCGCCAACGCAUGCGCCUACAUUUAGAAUUCGGAAACUCGUCUAUAAAAAAGCCGCUUUGCUUACUAAACACAAUGAUCUCAAAAUCUUAAACGCUGAGAUAAAACUAAAAUUGAAACACGUCGUUGGAAAGCAAAGGUCAGGUACAGUGUCUCUCAAUAACUGCGAUGUGAAGAAAGGGACUACGUACGAGGAUGCAGAAAAUAUGUAUGCUCGAUACACCAAACGCUAUACUGGAAAGCUUUCGUUUGCCGGUGAUUAUCCAUCAGGGCUUACAUCAUGUCGGAUGGAUCCCUUGCCACCUAUAUCGAGUUCACUUGGUUGGAUUCCUGUCGCAGUUGGACCACGUGAUUACGUUCAUUCACUAAUGUGCGGCUCUUGUUUGAAGAUAUCUCCAAGAAAAUUAAAAAAACGUUCUCUAAGAAAGAAACGCACCAUGAACUUUCAGUUUGAUCCAACUUCUAAUUAUUAUGCCACUGUUGUUGACGAAUGUGUGCAUUGUAAACCAGGCGACGUACAAAUGUAUCGAGAGGGGUCUGGGGUUCAUGACAUUAUAUACGAGGCGGUUGACUGUCCAGAGUUUCUUGGAGAAGAAGGUUACAUGCAUAUCAAUUUAAAGCAAUGCAACGACAAGAGGAUGAAAUUACAAAUUAAAAAUACAAAGUUACCAACCGUUUCUUUGGAAUUAUUUCAAGAAAAUAAAUGGAAAUGCAUGCCGAAGACAAUAGAUAAUUUUUUCCUGCUGUCUCCACAGAAUGAUACUAAAACAUACAGUCCACCUCUAAAAGCUCGAGCAACAGCUAUAACUGGUCAAACUUUAGGCUUUACGAUCGAUACUCUUAAAAACAAGAGAGAAAUUAUCAUUCCAGCUCAGUAUAGCCCGUUUGAUACAGUAUCAUCUGGAAAAGCUCCUAGGCUAAAAUGUUUCGCUAAAAGUGACGUACCCUCCAAAACGGAAACGGAAGCUGAUGAGUACAAUUUAAAGAAGAGCAAUAUGACCAUUGAUGAUUUGCAUAAAUUGCCAAAUAACGUUCAUUUACUUACGUCUAAUGGUCAUCUCUUGAAAUCACCGGAAAAAACAAACAAAUCAAAUUUAACAACACACCUGAUCAGCAAUAACAACGCAUCUAAUUUUCUGAAUCAAACCUACAACUCGCCACCAUCUGUUGUGAAAGCCAACCGUACGCUACUAAAUGACAACGCACAUGUGUCGCCGAUGUUUCAUAAUUCCACAUUAAAAAAAGGCCUGCAAGUUUUAAAAUUUCUGAAAGAAAUCAAACUAAAUAAGCAACUGCCUUGUAAAUUUGAUGGAACACAUUCUGUACCUAAUAACUGUGCCUCGUUUUCUAUAUGUCAGGACGGACUUCGAACAUUAAAACAGUGUCCCCAUGGUUUGUUGUUUAACCCUGUGGAGGGUGUCUGUGAUUGGCCGCACCAUGUAACGUGUGCACGAACUUUUGGGUCCAAUUACAUUCCGUUGAAAGGCCCUAUUAUGGAUGAUGAUGACGUUUACACUAAGAAAUUUACUUAAUGUUGUCGCAUUUAAACUCAGGCGGAAGAACCAAACCAACAAACGAAGAGAAAAAGCCAUUCGAGAGAAUUGGUGUCAAAAAUCGGAAUAAGAAAUUGGAAUCACCAUUCGGAAUAGGA